Messenger RNA from Puccinia graminis f. sp. tritici CRL 75-36-700-3, 1922 nucleotides. RefSeq lists its product as uncharacterized. The transcript has 5 exons. NCBI's taxonomy places the organism in Eukaryota, Fungi, Basidiomycota, Pucciniomycetes, Pucciniales, Pucciniaceae. Gene Ontology annotation, cellular component: U2-type spliceosomal complex. Gene Ontology annotation, biological process: mRNA splicing, via spliceosome. Bases 101 to 1627 code for a protein of 508 amino acids. The record is from RefSeq and is a predicted model, not a curated record.
GCUAGCCCGAUAGCCCAACUCAGUCUCAUCCACAAACAGACUCAACCUUCGUACUCUCGAAUCAAGGACAAUCAAAACCGAAAAGUAGAACGACUUCAAGAUGGGUGGCGGUGACUUGAACAUGAAAAAGUCCUGGCAUCCGCUCUUGAUGAAAAAUCAGGAGCGGGUCUGGAAGGAGGAGCGUAAAGCACUCGAAGAACGUAAGAAAACCGCUCAACUACAGAAAGAGUUGGCCGAAGAGCGCCAGCUUCAAGAACUUCAACGGAUCCAGGCCGAGCAAGGGGGUGGUCGAAGAGAAGAGCGUGUCGAUUGGCUCUAUGCUACCCCUGCCAUUGGAAAUGGGAUCAAUGCCGAAGAGCAAGAAGCUUACCUCCUCGGGAAGAAGACCGUCGAUAAACUGUUCAAAGAAAAGGACGAAGCAGCUGCCAAGUUACAAGCGAGAGCUGCGAGCCAAUCUGAUGCCGAUAAAGCUGGCGGUGGCUUCAUUUCGCUACAGAAUGCCAACACGGCACGAGACACGGCCUCAAAGAUUCGAGAAGAUCCACUCCUUGCGAUUAAACAACAAGAACAACUAGCGUACGAAAAUCUGAAGAAGAACCCAGCAAGAGUGAAGGCAUUACAAUCUAGUCUCACCACUAAGGAACAGUCAAGAAAGGAAAAGGAGGAGAGAAAACAGCUCAAAAGAGACCUCAAAGAGGCCCGCAAGAGGCGUCAUGAUCCAGCUGAAGAUGCUCGCGGUAGGUCUUUGGAGGGCAGAAAUGAAUCAAAACGUGCGAGAGGUGGAAAACAUCACUCAAGGGAAUCAGACCAAUCAGUCAGUCCGGAUGGUCAUUCCAGAUCUUACCGCAGAGGAUCCCCAGACCGCCGACAUUCCCCGGAUCGUCGUCCUCACCGCCGUCACAGCCCUCCUUCCCCUGAUGACCGUCGUCGAUCUGACAGUCCUGAUAGGACUUCUAGACCUUCUCGCCGAACAUCCGAUCAUCCCAGCGGCCAUCAUCAUCGGACCUCUACAUCCCCUGAUCACCGGCAUCGCGGCUCCCGUCACACCGGGCGAUCGCGAUCUCGUUCUCCUUCACGGACCAGCCGGAACCAGUCAUCAAAGCAUACAACUGAUCGAGAGCCUCCCCAUGCCCAUCAUUCAUCAAAUGACAGGAACUAUCACAAGGCCCCAUUACCCGGUCGUUCGCACCAUGACUCGUCCAGUCGGCACUAUCCAGAUUCAGGAAGACCAAGAAAUCCUUCAAGCUCUUUUCAACGAUCCAACCAGGGCCCAUCGUACCCACCAACAUCAUCAACACCAGCGGAUAGGACCGCCGAGCCAGCGAAAAGUACUCAAAAGCUUUCGGAGGCCAAGGCGGCCAAGUUGGCAGAGAUGCAAGCGGCUGCGAAAUCGCUGCAAGAGUCGCGCUCCCAACGGCUCCAGAAGCUCGAGGCAGAAGACUCCGAACGGAUGAAGAUCGAGGAAGCCGAGCGCGAAAGGAAUCGAAUCAAAUCCGGCGGGGUCGGGGACGGCAAUAAGGCCAAGUUCGUCAUGGAACAGGAAAAGAAGGUCUUCUUCGGCCAGAUGGGGUUGGCUGAAAGAGUCAAAAGAAGUGGGGGAGUCGGCUUGCUAAAAGAUAAGGAAUGAAACUAUUUCUCUUCCCUCAUUGAUUUCUCUCAUAUUGUAAUGCACAUGUUAUCAUCAUGUAUCUAUCAUCUGGGUUGUGGCCUCUCUCUCAGCAAACAGGAGUUAUUACGGCUCAGCCAAUUUUGCCGGCUCCGACUAAAAAAAACAGUAGCGAGAGUCAGUUUCGAUCCGACGACCUCUGGGUGACUUUGAGUUGGUGAAACACCAUCCUGUAUGAGCCCAGCGCGCUACCAGCUGCGCCAUCUCGCUCCGAUCUAUUAUUCGAUUUAUUUAUGCAAUGAAUCAGCUUCUCUGG